This is a messenger RNA of Manihot esculenta (cassava), 2388 nucleotides long. RefSeq names its product L-type lectin-domain containing receptor kinase IX.1. Gene Ontology annotation, molecular function: protein kinase activity; ATP binding; carbohydrate binding. Gene Ontology annotation, biological process: protein phosphorylation. Gene Ontology annotation, cellular component: plasma membrane. The transcript has a single exon. Bases 62 to 2170 code for a protein of 702 amino acids. The record is from RefSeq and is a predicted model, not a curated record. Lineage: Eukaryota; Viridiplantae; Streptophyta; Magnoliopsida; Malpighiales; Euphorbiaceae.
ACAAGAAUUCGCAGGCCUGCCAAUUUAUACUGGCUCCCUUCCAAGCUCCUAGACAAUAGACAUGGCCAUUCUCCUUUCAUGGUCACUAACCAUUUGUUCUCUUAGUUUCUUCCUUGCCAUUUUCUUGUUUCCUACAAUUUUCACUGCAUCGGAAACUCCACUGAGCUUCAACUUUCCCAACUUUGAUUCAAAUCAUCCUGAAAUUUACACGGAAAAAGACGCCACUGUCAGCAGUGUGGGUAUUGAACUCACCAGAAACCAGCGAGAUUUGGAUCAAGGUGGAAGUAUUGGUCGAGCCACGUACGUGCAGCCACUGCAUCUCUGGGACAUUCAAUCAGGGGCUCUCACCAAUUUCACAACCCAUUUCUCUUUCAUUAUAAACUCAGGCGGCAACUCCAACUACGGUGAUGGGUUAGCUUUUUUCCUGGCUCCUAAUGGAUCGAGACUUCCUCUUGACGUGGUUUGUGGUGGAGGUCUUGGGCUAGCCAUUAAUGAUAAUUCUAGUCAUGCAUUGAACUACACAGAAAAUCAUUUCGUUGCUGUGGAGUUUGAUACGUAUCAUAAUGUUUGGGAUCCUCAUUACACAGAUGAUCAUGUGGGUAUCAAUGUCAGGUCUAUGAAAUCUGUUGAAGCAGUUCGAUGGCAAAGCAGUGUGGAGGAAGGGAACACAACAGAUGUCUGGAUUAGCUAUGAUUCAAGAAACAAAAUCUUGUAUGUCACAUAUUCUUUCAUUGAUUAUGACAAUUCAAUUCUGCAAAAUACUCUAUCAGCAGAUGUGGAUAUGGCUAAGCAUUUGCCUGAAUGGGUUACUUUUGGCUUCUCUGCAAGUACUGGACUUUCAUAUGAAAUAAACAGAAUUUUAUCAUGGGAUUUCAAUUCAAGCUCAGAAUCUGCAGUCGUCAGUACACCUCCGCCGUCACACCCUGUAAGUGCACCGGCGAAUAUUGAACCUGCACCAGCUCCAAAUCCUGACGAAAGCAGAAACUCUAAAACGAAAAUUUUGGUAGGCUUCACAGUGGCAGGAUUCUCUUUGAUCAUUAUCACAGUAGGCUUCUUCUUGUAUCUACUAAGGAAAAAGAAGAAGGGAAAGAGAGGGAAAGAAGUGAAAACGAUUGAUCCUGUCUUCAGUGUUUCCUUCGAUGAUGAUUUCAAGAGUGACACAGGACCAAGAAAUUUUUCUUACAAGGAAUUGGCUAAUGCAACAAGUAAUUUCUCUGAGGCAGCGUUGCUUGGUGAAGGAGGAUUUGGUGCAGUCUAUAGUGGUUUUCUGAAAGAACUCAACUGCUAUGUUGCUGUUAAGAGGGUAUCAAGAAGAUCAAAACAAGGAAUCAAAGAAUUUGCAGCAGAAGUGAAGAUCAUCAGCCGAAUGAGGCAUAGAAAUUUAGUGAAGCUUAUUGGUUGGUGCCAUGAAAAAGAACUCCUACUUGCAUAUGAGUUCAUGCACAAUGGCAGCCUAGAUUGUCACCUUUUCAAAGGCAAAAGCUUGCUGACAUGGGAAGUGAGAUACAGAAUCGCACAAGGGUUGGCGUCUGCAUUACUCUAUCUACACGAAGAAGGUGAUCAAUGUGUCCUUCACAGGGAUAUCAAAUCAAGCAACAUCAUGUUGGAUUCAAAUUUCAAUGCAAAGCUUGGAGAUUUUGGGUUAGCUAGACUUGUAGACCAUGGUAAAGGAUUUCAGACCACAGUUUUAGCAGGAACCAUGGGCUACAUGGCUCCUGAAUGUUUCACAACUGGAAAAGCUAGCAAAGAAUCAGAUAUUUACAGUUUUGGAGUUGUUGCUUUGGAAAUAGCUUGUGGAAGAAGAGCUGUUGAAUCAGGACUCCAAGAAAAUCGAACAAGAAUAGUAGAGUGGGUUUGGGAACUGUAUGGAAUUGGACAACUUCUUCAAGCUGCUGAUCCUAAACUAUGCAGAAAUUUUCAUGAACAAGAAAUGGAAAGAUUGAUGGUUGUGGGACUGUGGUGUGUGCAUCCUGACCAGACAUUUCGGCCGCCGAUAAGGCAGGUGAUAAAUGUGCUGCUAAGUUCUGAGGCUCCCUUGCCAAUCCUUCCACCAGAAAUGCCUGUGGCUGCUUAUCUUGCUCCAUUGAAAUUUUCUAUAUCAUCCCUCCUCUCAUACCAUUGCUCUAUCUCUACAAGCAAUACUGGAGAGCCAACCUACAGAAUUGGUUGACCAUCAUCUGAUUUCUUGCAUUGUUCUUGUUGAACAUUUGAUAAGUUAAAUGCAUUGUGUAUAUAUAAUCAAUAAGCAUUUGUAGGAAUCAGAUUUUGAAUUAAACCAUAAGGCUGUGAAUUGUAAAUGCCACCCACCUGGGAAUUUUGUUUGGAUUAUGAUCAUUUCUUUGCCUGCAUUUGGGUUUUGUAUUGAUCAUUUGGAAUAUAUCUUGGAAC